This is a messenger RNA of Menidia menidia (Atlantic silverside), 1404 nucleotides long. The record is from the annotation of a GenBank genome assembly. NCBI's taxonomy places the organism in Eukaryota, Metazoa, Chordata, Actinopteri, Atheriniformes, Atherinopsidae.
ACUCACUUUGACCUGACUCUUAUACUGAAAGUCAAACCCGGAAGUCGUAGUGUACCGCGAAGCAGAUAGCUUAACGUUCGUGCGAAAAGCACACAAUCACUUCUGAAGGACGGGAAGAAACACAGUUGUAGGCCGGAACAGUUUGGCUCCGUUCGGUAUUUUUCUAGCGCGACAAGAUAAUAUUAGCAGGCUCUCGGGCACACAGAAAAGCCUUUGGCCAUGUCAGGACAGAGAAAAGGAGCUGCAGCUCGGCUGCCCAAAUGUGCCUUCUGCAGGACCAACCGGGACAAGGAGUGCGGUCAGCUGCUGGUCUCUGACAGCCAGAAGGUGGCAGCCCACCAUAAGUGCAUGCUUUUCUCAUCGGCCUUGGUCACGUCGCACUCGGAAAGUGAAAACAUUGGAGGGUUUUCCGUUGAGGACGUGAAAAAGGAGAUUAAGAGGGGAAAUAAACUGAUGUGCUCUUCAUGUCACAGACCGGGAGCGACAAUCGGCUGUGACGUCAAGACGUGCCGAAGGACGUACCAUUACUACUGCGCCAUUAAGGACAAAGCCCAAGUCAAAGAGAACCCUUCGCAAGGGAUUUACCUUGUUUACUGUCGCAAACAUCGGGAUGCCUCUCAGGAAGACGUUCAAGAUGAAGAAGGUGGCGUGGCCAACGAUUCAGACUCGACGCCUCCACAGAGUAGGGGCAGGGGGCGGAUUGAAAAGGGGAGAGCCAAGGCUGCAUCUCGGGGCCAGUCGGAAGAAAGUCGCUCCACCUCCUCUCAGGCAGACGAGGAGAGCUCGUCUCAUCGGGACAGGUCCCCCCUGCGGAGCAGCCCGGCAGAUGGCGGCCAGCGCUGUGGCUUCUGCCACGCCGGUGACGAGGAGAACGAAACGAGAGGCGUGCUGCACACGGACGUCUCCAAGAAAGUGGCAGCACACUACAAAUGCAUGCUUUUCUCGUCAGGAACGGUACAACUGACCACUACGUCACGGGCCGAGUUUGGAAACUUCGAUGUAAAAACAGUCAUCCAGGAAAUCAAGAGGGGCAAAAGAAUGAAAUGCACCUUAUGCACCCAGUUGGGUGCUACCAUUGGGUGUGAAAUCAAAGCGUGCGUGAAAACUUACCACUAUCACUGCGGCCUGCAGGACAAAGCCAAGUAUAUUGAAAACAUGGCACGUGGCAUCUACAAACUAUACUGCAAAAACCACAGCGGCAACGAAGAGAGGGAUGAGGAGGACGAGGAGCGAGAGAACCGUAGCAGAGAGAGAGCGGCGAUUGACCACGGAGGGACACCAUCAACGCAGUUGAAUGGCAACUAGGUUUGGACAAAAACAAUUUUAUGUGAAGGAAAAACAGAAGAAACUAAGCGGGAGAGCUUUUUUUAUUUCUUUUUUUUUUUUUUAUACGAAAGCCUACUC